AUGCAGUCUUGUAGCUCUUCAGAUUCUGAUUUCCCUGUUCGGUCUGGACCUCUAAGGCUUCCUUCGGGCUUGAAUACAUUCCCCUUGAAUUUAUCUUUUGGCCGUCUGAAGAAAGAACAGAUACCACCUUCAGAGAACAAAUUCCAGCAGAGAAUUGGAGAUCUAAGCAGCAGUAAAAUUCAGAUUUCAAGGUUCUACAUGGACGGGGAAGUGUUACACAGCGUGGGGUUUUUGGGGAAGAGGCACUGGACAUUGCAUGUCGAUUUGUGGUUGGUCGCAAUUAUCUAUGGCGUUUGGCUGAUCAGUAUAGGGCCUCGCUUGGAUGCCUUAAUUCUAUGUAGUCUUGUAGCUCUCCAGAUUCUGAUUUCCCUGUUCGGUCUGGACCUCAAAGGCUUCCUUCGGUACUCCAAGGUUAAUGAUAUUCACCAGGCAGAUGCAUGUAAAGUCAUUCUGGAUAAAUUUUCUGGCUCUAAAGGAGUUGUGCCCCUUCAGAAGAUGAAAGCUGAGCAGGAAGAAGGCCUUGACAAGGAAGAAGGUCCUUAUGAAGCAACGAUGAACGUGAAUGGGGAAGAAAACCCUGAUGGGGAAGAAAGUUCGGCGGAGGAGUAA
Messenger RNA from Fraxinus pennsylvanica, 609 nucleotides. NCBI's taxonomy places the organism in Eukaryota, Viridiplantae, Streptophyta, Magnoliopsida, Lamiales, Oleaceae. The record is from the annotation of a GenBank genome assembly.